Parastagonospora nodorum SN15 is the source of this 1206-nucleotide messenger RNA. RefSeq lists its product as hypothetical. The record is from RefSeq and is a predicted model, not a curated record. Bases 1 to 1206 code for a protein of 401 amino acids. NCBI's taxonomy places the organism in Eukaryota, Fungi, Ascomycota, Dothideomycetes, Pleosporales, Phaeosphaeriaceae. The transcript has 2 exons.
AUGCGAGCUGGCACGUCAAAAGGUCUAUUCAUACAUCGCCAUGAUCUGCCAGCCUCGGAAGCAGACUGGGCAGGUCCACUGCUUGCUGCCAUGGGCUCUCAAGGCUCAGACGCCAGACAAAUCGACGGAGUAGGAGGCGCCACAUCUACAACUUCCAAAGUUGCCGUGAUUUCACCAUCAUCCCGGGCAGGCGUAGAUGUUGAUUACACCUUUGUCCAAGUAGCUGUCGGCCAAGAAGUGGUCGAUCUUAGCGGGAACUGCGGGAACAUGUGUUCGGGCGUGGGCCCAUUUGCUCUCCAAGAAGGCUUGGUCCGCGCUAGUCCAGGGGAACGAACUCUCGAUGUUCGGAUCUUCAACACCAACACUUCGCGGAUUAUCGUCGAUACCGUCCAGGUGGAUGAGGAUGGUUCAUUCGAAGAGGAUGGUGACUACGCGAUCCCAGGCGUGAAGGGCACUGGCAGCGAAGUAAAGGUUGCAUUCGUCGAUCCUGCUGGCAGCAUGACUGGAACGCUGUUCCCUACUGGUAAGCGUUUUGAGACCUUGAACGUUAUCGAGACGGACGGCAACCGCUUCUCCGUAAAAGCAACUUUGAUCGACGCUGCGAACCCAUUCGUUCUCGUGGACGAAACAUCAUUACCACCUUACCUCAAGACGGGAAGCAAAGAUCCUGCCGGAUACCUCAAGCAUAUGGAAUCGAUCCGACGUGUAGGAGCUGUCAUGAUGGGUUUGGCAUCCAGUACAGACGCUGCGGCCAAAGUUCGAGGAACACCAAAGCUGGCCAUCGUAUCUUCUCCCCAGCUAGAAGAAACAUCCGAGAAAAACAGACCAAACAUAUUCGUGCAAGCAUUCAGUAUGGGCAAGCCUCAUCCAAGCUUACAACUCACUGGUGCAGCCUGCUUGGCUUCGGCAGUAUGCAUUGACGGCACAGUGGCCCAUCGAGUGUCAUUGGGUGAGAAGAAGCAGUCCAGCUGGCAUUUGCCAUCACCGGAGAGGACACCGAGCCCCUCUUCCGAUUCUGAGGAGAGUGUAUCUGGUCUGCUUCCAGACCGACGAACAGUAUGCAUCGCUCACUCUAGCGGAUCGAUCAAGGUCGAAGUCCUCGCCACAAGCUCCGAGACAUUCGCCGUCGUCGACCGCUGCGUCGUGUCGCGCACAGCACGUCGUCUCUUCGAGGGAAAGGUAUACUACUACCAGAACGUCAUAUGA